This is a messenger RNA of Purpureocillium takamizusanense, 1884 nucleotides long. RefSeq lists its product as uncharacterized. Gene Ontology annotation, molecular function: FAD binding. NCBI's taxonomy places the organism in Eukaryota, Fungi, Ascomycota, Sordariomycetes, Hypocreales, Ophiocordycipitaceae. The transcript is spliced from 4 exons. The record is from RefSeq and is a predicted model, not a curated record. Bases 1 to 1614 code for a protein of 537 amino acids.
AUGAUCGCCGGCUUGCUGCUUUCCGCUUUCGCCCUCGGGGGCCUGUGCGGCACCGCCGCCGCGGAGGACUUUGAGCCUGCCGACUUCAAUGUCACCAGUGAGCUGCUGAAGCUCGGCGUCGACGUCUCCAAACUCCCUGGGCUCUCAGGACUUGGUGGGCGUGACGUUUCCGCCCCUUGCACCGCGGCUUGCAAGUCGCUCUCCGCCCUGUACGGCGACAACGCCGUCUACGCCCAAAAUACGACGGGAUACGGUGCCUUCACGAGUGCCUACUGGUCGUCGAUCCAGUCCGAGGUCGACCCGCUCUGCAUCUUCAAGCCGGCCAAGGUCGCCGACGUUUCCGUGCUGGUGCUCCUCUCCCGCCUGACGCAGUGUCCGUUUGCGUUCAAGAGCGGCGGCCACGCUGCCUUUGCCGGCGCGUCGAGCGUCGAGGGCGGCAUCACCGUGUCGUUUGAGAACUUCAAGGACGUCACCGUGUCGCGGGACAGGAAGACGGUCAAGAUCCAGCCCGGGAACAACUGGGUGGACGUGUACAAGGUGCUGGAUCCGCAAGACCUCACCGUCACCGGUGGCCGCGUCGCACGCGUGGGCACUGGUGGCCUGACGCUCGGGGGUGGCAUUUCCUACUUCUCAAACAUUUACGGUUGGGCAUGCGACAAUGUUGUUUCUUACGAGGUCGUCACUGCUUCGGGACGCGUCGUCCACGCGACCCCCACGGCGUUCCCGAAGCUGUACUGGGCGCUCAGGGGCGGCGGCAACAACUUUGGCAUCGUGACGUCCUUCACGUUCGAGACGAUUCCCCUCCCCAAGGGACAGAUGUGGGGCGGGACCAGGACCUAUCUCGAGUCCAACUUUGAGGGUGUGGUCGACGCCUUCGCCGGUGUCAUCGCCAACUCGCCGUCGGACCCCAACGCCGGCAUCUGGGUCGCCUGGAUCCUCAAGUACGGGCUCAAGCUGGCCGCGACGGAGCUGUACUACGCGAAGCCCGACGGCGCCGCCAACGCCACCAUCUUCAACGACUUCAAGGCCAUGACGCCCAUCGCCGACACCACCAAGAGCCGCAACGUGAGCGAGUACUCGGAGGCGCAGCAGUCGACGAACCCGUACGGCCUCCGCGAGGUGUACUGGUGCAUGACGGUCAAGGCGGACGCCAGGAUCGCCCGCGUCGCCCGCGACAUCUACUACCAGGAGCGGCCGGCGGUCGCCAACAUCGAGGGGGCCGGCCCCGUGCUCAUCUUCCAGGGCAUCACCGUCGGGCAGAUGCAGAAGAUGAGCAGGAACGGCGGCAACGCGCUGGGCCUCGACCACCGCGACGGGCCGCUGUACCUGAUCCAGAUUGCGUGCUGGUGGAAGAACGCGGCCGACGACGAGGCCAUCUACGCCUUUGCCCGCAAGGUCAUGGACCGCAUCGCCGCCGAGGCGACGGCGCUCGGCGUGCAGAGCGACUACAUCUACAUGAACUACGGGAGCAGGUUCCAAAACGUCAUUGCCGGCUAUGGCGCGGACAAUGUCAACAAGCUCCGCGACAUUGCCAGGCAGUACGACCCCAAGGCCGUUUUCCAGACCCUGCAGCCCGGUCACUUUAAGCUCGACAGAGCGCCUGUCUCCAGCUGAGCAUGUGUUUUGGGUCCAAUGUGCUCUUGAAAGCAAUACCAUCGCACAUAUACGUGGCACAGAAGCUGCCAAGUCGAGGCUUUACGAAACGUCUUGGGACAAGGACCAGCGUCAAGGAGCCACCGGCCGUGAUCUCGCCAUGGAGCAGUGCGCGACCUCGCUGAGAUCUCUUACAUAUUUCGACGUUGGCGGUAUAUAACAGAACUUGUCACCAAAAUUAUAUGUAUGUUUUUCAAGUUCGCUCCUCAAUAGACUGGCGCUGCAUUAGCG